Messenger RNA from Durio zibethinus, 1622 nucleotides. RefSeq lists its product as uncharacterized. The record is from RefSeq and is a predicted model, not a curated record. Lineage: Eukaryota; Viridiplantae; Streptophyta; Magnoliopsida; Malvales; Malvaceae.
UCUUUCUACAAACGCUUAAACUUCCGUCCCCAUCAUCAUUUCUUUUUUUUAAUCUUUUGCAAUUUUGUUCUGGAGUUUUCUUUAUGGGAGAAGCCAAAAACCUAGAUAUUCAUAGUAGCUAAUAAAGUGGACGAAGAGAAUGAAGGAGAUGAUAGAGAAGCCACGAAAGAUCAACAUGUUGAUAAGGAAAUGGGUUUCGGAUCUUGAUUGGCGUCUUCUCUUCUUGGUAAUCGUUCCCCUUUCGCUUCUUCUUUUUGUUUCUUUAUCAUAUACACCAAUCAACUCUGUUUUCCCGCUCCGGUCUUUCAUCUUCAACAGAAACAACUUCUCCGAUUGUAUCAGUACAUGCCCCCCUAGGCCCCCCAAUCAAACCCAUUUGGCCAAGUCUGAGUUGCUUCAGUCGAGGAUCGCGGUGUGCUUGGUUGGUGGAGCCAGAAGAUUCGAGCUCACGGGACCCUCGAUCGUGGAGAAGGUUCUUAAAGAGUAUCCUAAUGCAGACCUCUUUUUGCACAGUCCCAUGGACAAGAAUACCUUCAAAUUAUUACUUCUAAAGACGGUGCCAAGGCUCGCCUCGGUUCGAAUAUUUGAGCAGAAAUUCGUGCCGCAGACGGAGGAGCAAGUUCGAGUCCUCACGGCUGCGAACUCCCCUAAUGGCAUCCAGGGUCUUCUACAGUAUUUUAAUUUGGUGGAGGGAUGCCUCGCGAUGAUCGAAUCACACCAAAGGCAACACAACUUCACAUACGACUGGAUAGUCCGCACAAGAGUAGACGGUUACUGGAAUGCACCUUUACAACCCCAAAACUUCGUGUCAGGCCAAUACACUGUCCCUUCGGGUUCUGUCUACGGCGGCCUUAAUGACCGCCUCGGCAUCGGCGACUUUUACACUUCAAAAAUUGCUCUCUCCCGCCUUUCUCUCAUCCCCAAACUUGACUCGGCUGGGUACAGUCAACUCAACUCAGAGUCAGCGUUCAAGGCCCAACUCACCACCCAAAACGUAUCUUACGUAGAAAAUAGAUUACCGUUCUGCGUCGUGACGGAUCGGACGUACCAGUUCCCGCCUGCCCAUUUGGGAGUGCCAGUGGCGGCGUUGUCGAGUCCUGGUCCACUAAGUGGGGCCAAAUGUAGGCCUUGCACCCCUAUAUGCAAAGACCUUUGCGUGGCGGAUAUAAUGUCAUGGCUUGACAAGAGAUGGAGCUGGACCAACUGGGGUAACGGGACUCUUGAGCUAUGCAAUGCUCAAGGUGACUGGGAGAACGGAUGGGAGAAGAUUUUUGAUAGAGUUGCUGGUAAAAAACUCGCUGCUGAGAGGAGGCGAGUUAAGGUUUUGAACUUUGAUAAAUGUGUUCGUGAUUUUAGAGAAAUGAAGCAGAAGGCUGUCAAGUGGGAGGCACCUGGGGUGAAGGAGAUCUGUAGACUCGGGCUGGGGAUGUCACGGAGGUGAUUCUUUUACAGCUUUAAUUUAGGUUUUACUUUUGGAAUUGUAAAUUUUUCAUAUUGAAAAUCUUUUUCAACAUAAAUACAUGGGCUAUACGUUGUAAUCUGGCAUCAGCAAUGUGUAAACGAAGUAGCUUCGGAUAUAAUAUUUUCUAUAAAGCGCGCAAUGGAAUGUUCUUAUGAAUUUU